This is a messenger RNA of Ipomoea nil (Japanese morning glory), 2421 nucleotides long. RefSeq lists its product as uncharacterized. Gene Ontology annotation, biological process: regulation of DNA-templated transcription. Lineage: Eukaryota; Viridiplantae; Streptophyta; Magnoliopsida; Solanales; Convolvulaceae. Gene Ontology annotation, cellular component: nucleus. Gene Ontology annotation, molecular function: transcription cis-regulatory region binding; DNA-binding transcription factor activity. The coding region runs from base 545 to 1909 and encodes 454 amino acids. The transcript has 7 exons. The record is from RefSeq and is a predicted model, not a curated record.
AAUCCAGUCUCCCUUUUUCCUUUAUUUCUCCAGUUGUGUUCUUAAAGUAAGAAGCAAAAUUGGUGUUUCUCAAGACCUUAAAACCCAGAUUUUCUACUUCAAUAUAAUCCUUCUUCUCCCUCUUUCAUUAUAUUUCUUCUCUCACCAUUAUUUUGUCUUCAAGAAUUUGAUUAAUCCCUCUUCUUGUAUUAGAUUUUCUUUCCUUUUUCUCUUUUUGCUUCUGUUUUUGUUUUGGGGUUUUCAAUUCCCAUUUGAUUCGCCAACCCUAGUGGAUGAAACCAGCUCAGUUCAUAGUCCAAAGAUUGAAAACAAAUUGGGUAUUAUUCCUUCAAGUUGCAUAAAGUUGUGUGCUGGGCAGGAGCGGAGACACAAAGCUCGGAAAGUACGAAAGAGUACAACGUCGUACAAGAUGGUUCGUAUAUGCAUAUAUACGGAGGGAGGUGAUGAGAUGUGAAUCCAAUUUUCCGGCGAUUAUAUUAAUUGAUGAAGAGAAGUGUGCCGCCGUCGCUGCUGCCGCCGGUAACCGGAGAAAUUAAAGGAAGCCAUGAACAAGAGUGGAUCUGAUCUCAUUGAUGCAAAGCUUGAGGAGCAUCAGCUUUGUGGAUCCAAACACUGUCCCGAAUGUGGUCAUAAGCUUGAAGGAAAACCUGAUUGGGUAGGUCUACCAGCUGGGGUGAAGUUUGACCCAACAGAUCAAGAAUUGAUAGAGCACCUUGAAGCAAAGGUACUAGCAAGAGAUCAAUCCAAAUCCCAUCCUUUGAUUGAUGAGUUCAUUCCCACCAUUGAAGGGGAAGAUGGCAUUUGCUAUACUCAUCCUGAGAAACUUCCAGGUGUUACUAGGGAUGGACUGAACAGGCAUUUCUUCCACAGGCCAUCAAAGGCCUACACCACCGGGACCAGAAAACGGAGGAAAAUCCAGACGGAAUGCGAUCUUCAAGGCGGCGAAACGCGGUGGCACAAGACCGGAAAAACCAGGCCGGUGAUGGUGCACGGGAAGCAGAAAGGGUGCAAGAAGAUCCUGGUACUCUACACCAACUUUGGGAAGAACCGGAAGCCCGAAAAGACUAAUUGGGUGAUGCAUCAGUACCAUUUAGGGCAACACGAAGAGGAGAAGGAAGGAGAGCUCGUGGUUUCCAAGAUCUUCUAUCAGACCCAGCCCCGCCAAUGCAACUGGUCUUCGGAGAGGAGUACUGCCGGCGCCGCCGCCGUCGGCGGCGGCGCCGGCGAAGCUAGCAGUGAGCCCACUAGCUGCUCUUCUUCCAAGGAAAUCAACGUUGGUUCUUCCCAUAGAGAUGAGCUUUCUGCCGCUGUUGUUGGUGCGGCCAUGUCGAGUUACACCGCCAUGGACAUUCAACAACUCAAAGCUGACCAUUUUGGCUUUCUUCCCUUCCGAAAGAACUUUGAUGAGCAGGCCGGAAUCGGAGGAGGAGAAGGUUCAAGGGCAAUGGAAGGUGCUGCAGCGGCGGUGGCGGAGCAUGGAGGCGCGUGCGAAGAGCGUGACAUCUCCGAUCAACACCAAUCACAUGCAUAUCACGUGACACAUGACCCUCCCCAACAUCAUCAACACCAUCAUCACCACCAUCAAAUUGCAGCAACACAAUUCCACAUCAUCUCUCCUCCUCCUCUCCAUCACGCUUCAGUCAAUAUUCUUGACCACAAUAUUGACCCCUUCCAAGUCCCCAGAAUGUUACUCCCUAAUGAUAAUUUCCAGUGUUUUUGGCAGCAAGCACAACAGCAGCAGCAGCAACAAGAAGGGGGAAGAUCAACAUCUGGAUUGGAGGAACUCAUAAUGGGCUGCACUUCAACUGACAUGAAAGAGGAAACAUCCAUCCCAAAUCCACAAGAAGCAGAAUGGAUUAAGUACUCAUCCUUCUGGCCCGACCCGGACAAUCCGGACCAUCAUGGGUAGGAUACCUAUAAACAAAAUCUACUAAAAGAAAAAUCUCUCACAUACACACAAUACUAUACUGCAAGUGACCCAAAGGGCUCUCUUCUCUGAACUAUUUCCUCAAGAAUCCAUAUCGGAAAAGCAAGAAAAGGGAAGAAUACCAAAAUAAAAAAAAAUGGAAUAAAAAAAUUUAAAGAAAAAGAAAAGAAAGCCAAGAGAGAAAGGCUGCUCCCUCCUGAACUAAAGAUUCGGAGAAGAAGCAUCAUCAUCAUAGCAUCAUCAUCAUCAUCUUUAUUUUAUUUUAUUAUAACUUUCUUUUCUUUGUAUAAUUUUCUUUGUUUUAUUAUUUCUUUUACAUAUAUGAAACAAAAAGAACAUCAUAUAUAGGAUGUAUACGUGUACAUAUACAUACAUAUAUACAUGUAUAUAUAUGUAUGUAUGCAUGUGCAAAGUAUGAAUAUUUAACAAACUUCCUUACACAUGCAUGUGUCACAUUUUAAUUUGGAGUAAUUAGAAAUUUAUAAUGCUAGCUA